AUGUCUAUGACCUGGGGCAACUGUGAGCUGUUUUUAUCCACACUCCCCCCUGCCCCCUGCCCCAGGCUGAUUGUCCAGCAGGUGCUUCAAGAACUUCGGCAGUACCAUGGGGCUCGGCAGAGGUCUCGCUUGUCAACCAGCCCCGGAGGAGCCCACGCAAACCUCACCUGGUUUGAGUUCCUGUCUGAGAGCGAGGAUGGCACCAGCAAGAUUGAGCGGAGUAACAGGAGCACCAGGGUGAAGCGCAGACUGAGCUCCCUACGUUGUCGGGUCACCAGGCAGAAGGAGAAGGGGAAGAGCCCAGUGCUUCUAAAGGACAAGGGUCAGGAUGCUACAGAGAGAAAAGAAUGUAUCAACGGGCACCAGCUGGCGCAAGGAACCUUCCUUUGCCACUCCAGCUGCCCCCUGUGUGGCAAACCCUUUCUAAGCUCUGGUGGAUGCUGA
Messenger RNA from Leptonychotes weddellii (Weddell seal), 444 nucleotides. Lineage: Eukaryota; Metazoa; Chordata; Mammalia; Carnivora; Phocidae. The record is from RefSeq and is a predicted model, not a curated record.